CUUUUAAAAACUUUUUAAAAAAUAAAUUUUUUUUUAAUCCUUGAUUUUAUUAACGUAAUCCUCAAAUUUUAAAAAAUGGGCGAAUCAUCAAUACAAGUUAAAACUUCAUUCCCACCAAAUGAUUUUAAUUCUGAAUCACCAAAACAAAAUCAAACUCUUCAAUCUCCGUUAUCUUAUUCACCUCGAGAAGAUAAUUGUUUAUCACCUACUUCUAAUAAAAGAUUAUCUUACUCACCUCAAGAAGAUAAUUGUUUAUCACCUACUUCUAUUAAAAGAUUAUCUUACUCACCUCGAGAAGAUAAUGGUUCAUCACCUACUUCUAAUAAAAGACCAACUAUCUCAACAAUUUUUUCAUUUUAUCGGUCUUCUCCAAGAGUCAAACCUCAUCGUUCUGAAACUUAUCAAGGGAAAGAUGAAUAUACUAACGGAUGUUUUGGUUACUUGCGAACAUCAGGAUCAAAAUUAAAAUACAAAGUAACUAAUGUUUGGAAAUUUGUUAAAAUUAAUUGCAAGAAGAGAUUUUCUAAAAAUAAAAAUUAUUUGUGAAGUGUGAACAUUAGUG
Molecule: messenger RNA, 562 nt
Organism: Rhizophagus irregularis DAOM 181602=DAOM 197198
Lineage: Eukaryota; Fungi; Glomeromycota; Glomeromycetes; Glomerales; Glomeraceae
Source: RefSeq, a predicted model, not a curated record